CAUGCACACUGAGCGGCAAAUAGUGAGAAGUGAACCAUGUGCUUCGUUCGAAAUAUAUAUUAAUUAUUGAUAUACUAAUUACUAAGUGUCCAUUAAUUACUAAUUACCAAGUGUCUUAAGUUAAAAAUUAUGAUAAUUCCUGUGCACAUAUAUGUAAUUUAAAACAACAUUUUUAAACAUAUCGUGUACAUAUACAAACAUCAAGAUGCAAAUGAAGUUAGUCAAAAACGCUGCAGACAAGAGUGUUAAUCUCGUCGAUCUGGACGAUUUAAUUGUGAAAAGGAAAGGCGGCGGAAGUAUAAUUGAUCAACGUCCAUUAUUUUCCAGUAACGCAGAAACUUUGUAUAUAGUAUGGAAGAAUGUAAUAAGAGCGUACAGCACACAAACAGGAGACUUUGUACGAGAAUUCGAACCCUCGAAUUACAGAAUUGCUGGAAUAAUAUUACAUCCAGAUAACGCCAAUACUAUUAUUGGUUGUACCGAAAGCGGGGAACUGGAUUUCUGGGAUUGUCAAAGUGGCAUUGUUACAAAGAAACUACACUUAAAAGCUGUAGCAAAUUAUGGGGUAAAAAUUAAAACUUUUCACAUUAUAAAGUAUAAAACAUUUCAAGGAAAUGAGAUAUGUCAAGUACUAAUAACUCACCUUUCUAACUGUGGAAAGAAGAUAUAUGUACUCUUAUUUGAUAUAGAAAAUGGAAUAUGCACAAAAUCAAUAUACAUUGUCACAGAGUCAUCAGAGUAUUACAUUGAUGUAAUUGGAAAUCAUGGAGAAAAUUUAAUAGCACUUUUACAAGAUACAGAUUUACACAUAUUAAAUCCAGCUAGAAAUUUAGUCGAUAAACUACACAAGACUGGUAGAACAGGUAGAUUAUCUACUUGUAUAGCGGGACAUCCAGAAGAAGAAUGCGUUGCCACAGGAGAUUCUACUGGCCGUGUAGUAGUGUGGAGAAAUUUAUUCCUAAAUCGACCAUAUACAUCGGUUUUUCAUUGGCAUACAUUGCCAGUAACGGAAAUAGCAUUUAGCAUAUCAGGUGGUCAUAUGUAUACAGGUGGUGGUGAAUGUGUAUUGGUAAAGUGGACACUAGCAAAUCCGCAACACAAGUCAUUUCUUCCACGAUUACCGGCGCCUAUUAAACACCUCACUAUUGCAUCUGAUAACUUGUAUGUAGCUGUAUCAACUUUAGACAAUGGUAUUGUUAUUGUAAAUCCUCAAAGAAAAUUGACAUCAGUGAUACAAAAUUUUACAUGGGGUGUUGCCUCAUCGUCCAAAGACUUGUUUCCCGCGGGACUUAUCGUGGAUCCGAGAACAGGUAGUCUCGUUUUAAAUAGUCGUACUGGACAUGUGCAAUUUUAUAACACUCAUACGAAGAAUCUACUCUACAAUAUUAAUAUAACUGCACAAAACUUUCUGACACAAGAGCGCGACGUAAUUAUUGUAAAUACAGAAGUUACAAAAACAGCUCUGAAUCAUAAUGGCACAUGGAUGGCAACAGUCGAAGAACGGAAUGAUAAAAUUUCGUCUAUUGAAGUUAGAUUAAAAUUUUGGACAUACGAUCUGGAUAAACAGAUCUUUGUGUUAAAUACAUCUAUUGAACUACCUCAUGAGAAUGGAAUAAACGCGUUACAUUUUCAGCCAGACACGACAUUUGACGAUGAAGAAUGGUUAGCAGUUACCACCGGCAAAGAUAACAAAUUCAAAUUAUGGAGCUUAGGAAAAUCUUCGACUGUAGAAAAGAAGACAAAACAUUGGUAUUGUUACGGCGUGGGAGACUAUCGUAAUCUAGCCGCCACAGAUGCGGGUUUUUCUAUGGAUGGUUCACUGUUGGCUAUUGGUUUUCACUCUACUUUAACAAUCUGGAUACCUGAAACUUGCGAACUAAAAUUCAGUCUUACACAUUCUCAAUACAACUAUCCAAUAACACGAGUAGAAUUUGGCAAACACGAAAGCUGUCAUCUGGUAGUGGUUGCGUCUCAGCAACACAUAAUGGUUUGGAAUACUUUAACUCUCGCUAUAACGUGGAGCGUACCCUUGAAUGUCGUGAGUCUCACAUACGAUCCGAAAUCCACGUAUAUGGCAGCAUUUACAUCUGAUAACUCAUUGUUUGUGUUUACACCACAAAGCGCAACGCCUAUUUACAAGAAAACAUGCCUUAUCGAAAAUACCAGUUCCAUAUUAGCGGCUACUUUUGUACCUCAUUUGCAAGAAAAACGCAAUCCUUCAUUCGGCCAAUGGCAACGAAAGUCACAACUAUACUUUUUGAAUUCGAAUCAGGAAUUGCUCACAUUGGAGGCCGAAUCUGAAGCGGGUGUUUCUUUAGAAAUCCUGUCAGAGAAAAGAACAACAUCAUUGACCGCUUUCUCCAACUUACUAGCGGCUCAAACGUCUUCGAGUAAAGAGCAGACAGUUGCACAAGUUCAUGAACAUCUCGGCAUACCGGGAAAAGGAAUGGUAGAAGAACUGCUCAGUGUGUCAGCGCACACUUUGCCGCCGAUGAGAUUGCUGUGCUCAUCGUUUAUCCUGUCGUUGGGAGGGCAACAGUCGUCGAAGAGUCACUUGAAAAGUGCCGAAAGCUUUAGAGACAGCGAUGACGAUGCUCGGGACGAUCCCUCGGAUCUGAGCGAUAAUGAAGCAUCACGGCCGACGAAACCCGUAGUCACGCCGACAAACGAAAACGAGGAUACGGACGAAUUCAGCGUACAGCUUGCCAAUCACGAUUGGUCUUUCUUAUCUACUAUAUUUCCCGACGAAGACAAUAUCGUUCCCUAAAUCGUACAAAAGUUGCCGUACAAACUGCAACGGUUCUUGCACCCGGCGGCGUUGGAUAGUAGAAAUUUACGCAGCCGCAGAUUUUUAACAUUCGCC
Molecule: messenger RNA, 2863 nt
Organism: Linepithema humile (Argentine ant)
Lineage: Eukaryota; Metazoa; Arthropoda; Insecta; Hymenoptera; Formicidae
Product: WD repeat-containing protein l(2)05287
Biological process (GO): positive regulation of transcription by RNA polymerase I; positive regulation of rRNA processing
Cellular component (GO): nucleolus
Molecular function (GO): protein binding; RNA binding
Source: RefSeq, a predicted model, not a curated record